Heterostelium album PN500 is the source of this 258-nucleotide messenger RNA. RefSeq lists its product as uncharacterized. The transcript has a single exon. Gene Ontology annotation, molecular function: 1-phosphatidylinositol-3-kinase activity. Gene Ontology annotation, biological process: endocytosis; phosphatidylinositol-mediated signaling; autophagosome assembly. Gene Ontology annotation, cellular component: phosphatidylinositol 3-kinase complex, class III, type II; peroxisome; phagophore assembly site. The coding region runs from base 1 to 258 and encodes 85 amino acids. NCBI's taxonomy places the organism in Eukaryota, Evosea, Eumycetozoa, Acytosteliales, Acytosteliaceae. The record is from RefSeq and is a predicted model, not a curated record.
AUGGGAUCAAGAGAACAAGAAUACAAAGAUCACUGUGUCAGAAUCUACAAUACAUUGAGAAAGAACUCUAGACAGAUACUCAACUUGAUUGCAAUGAUGAAGAACGAUAACAACGCAGUCGAUUUACUCAGAGAUCGUUUGAAACUAGACAUGUCCGAUAAGAAUGCAGAGCAACACUUUUUGGAUUUAGUAAGAGAAUCUAAAAAGAAUAUUCGCGCUGAAAUUAAUAAUGCCAUACAUAUAAUGGUACAUCCUUAA